CGACAAACCCUACCUUUGGGGUUUUCGGUUUAUGUCUUAACACCGUCUCUCUCCUUUCUCGAUCGACUUUCGGUGUUGCCAUGGAAGAAGAAUACUCAGUGACCGAUCCCAUUCAAUUACUUGAAGCAGCUUCAGAAUUCGCCCAUGACCCCGGAUUUCUAUCCGACGCUUCCACGCAGGAGUUCCUUUUCCGAUUCCCUCUCCCAGUCAUCAUCAAUGCUUUACAAACAAAAGCAGAUGUGCUUGGUCUUGAAAAUGCUUUGGUUGCUUGCUUGGAGAGGAUUUUUGGGACAAAAUAUGGGGCCUCCCUCAUUCCACAGUACAUGCCUUUUGUCGUAGUUGGCUUGGGGGCAGAUUCUCAAAAAGUCAGAUACGUCGCAUGCAAAACAGUUUCUUGCCUUUGGGAGUAUUUUGAUGAAACCAAUAUUUCUGCAGCACGGCUAGUUGUCGAGUAUGAUGUGUAUCCUCUUCUACUUAAGUGCCUGAUUGAUGGUGAUGAACAAGUUGCCACUGCCUCGACGGAUGUAAUUAGGAAAUUUGUUGGUUCUCCAGAAGGACUGGGUAUGGUCUUUCCAGCUAAUGUCAAUGAAGCUACACAUCUGAGAAAUGUAGCAGCACGAUGCUCAUCACUGGGACGUGUCCGAGUUUUGGCUUUGAUUGUGAAGCUAUUCUCGAUUUCCAGCUCUGUGGCAUCUGUAGUUUACAAUUCGAAUCUGCUUAGUCUAUUAGAAGCAGAACUGAGAAACGUGAACGAUACACUCGUAACUUUGAGUGUGUUGGAGCUCUUUUAUGAGUUGGCAGAAAUUCAGCAUAGCACAGAGUUCUUAUCGAGGACUACCCUUUUUCAAAUACUUGCUUCAUUGAUAAGCAAUGGGUCGAUUGGAUCAAUUUUGAGAGCAAGAGCAAUGACGAUAAUUGGAAGGCUUUUGUCCAAGGAGGAUGUUUUUAUGUUUAUCGAUGAGUCUAGUGUUAAUACUGUUAUUUCAGCUAUUGUUGGAAGGCUUGGGCUGUUGGAAAGUGAAGAUGCAGAUGAAUUUGAGUGCACAGUUGAAGCAUUGGGUGAAAUAGGGAUGACAAUCCAAGGAGCAACAGUUCUACUCUCAAACACUCCCCCAACUGCUAGACAUGUUGUUGAUGCGGCCUUUGAUCAGCAUGGGCGUGGUAAACAGCUGGCAGCAUUGCAUGCUCUUGGAAAUAUUGCUGGAGAACCUCGAUCAGAAAGCAACAGGAUUCUGAAUGUUAAUGCCGAAGAAAGCCUUCGAUUCUUGAUCUAUGAAACAGCUUCGAAAUCUUCAAAGUUUGCACCAUCUGGGCUUCUCCUAUCAGUUCUUCAACAGGAAUCAGAAAUUCGUCUCGCUGGUUAUCGGUUGAUAACAGGAUUGGUGGCUCGUCCGUGGUGUUUGAUGGAGAUAUGCUCGAGACAAGAGAUAAUAAAUAUAGUGACUGACCCAUUUACUGAAACCACUAAGAUAGGUAUGGAAGUUAGACAUAAUUGUUGCCAGGCAAUUAGUAAGGCCCUCUUGUCGUCACCUAAACUAACAAGUGACCAUGCCCUGGCGGGAAUCGCUGCAAAGUUGGAUGAAGCUGUAAGAAGGGGUCCUUACCUUGCAAGGAAGAAUUCUAAAGCUCAACCUGCAGUAAUGACAGCUGAGAGAUUUUGAUUUCCUGUCGAUAUUCUAGCUCACCAGAUGUUAUGAGGCUCUCCUUUUUCUGUUGGGCCUUCGCUGUUGUCAUCGUGUAUAACAUUUUUCUUCUGCAAAUUAAUCUUUACUACUUAAUGUGUCAAUCUUUGAAGUGAUUUCACUUCUAGCUUGAUAUGAACAGAACCUUACAAAUAUACUUGAGAGAUGAUUCGCGAAUGCUUACUAGAAUUUACCGGGAGGACUACUCGGGGAACAAA
Messenger RNA from Rhododendron vialii, 1900 nucleotides. RefSeq lists its product as uncharacterized. Gene Ontology annotation, biological process: proteasome assembly. Gene Ontology annotation, cellular component: cytosol. NCBI's taxonomy places the organism in Eukaryota, Viridiplantae, Streptophyta, Magnoliopsida, Ericales, Ericaceae. The record is from RefSeq and is a predicted model, not a curated record. The transcript is spliced from 17 exons. Bases 81 to 1661 code for a protein of 526 amino acids.